AUGACGAUCUUGAACGAGUGCCACUGGCGUCAGAGAGCCAAUCUCGAUCUCGCAGCACGCGUGUCGCGCGGACUAUUGAAAUUUAACGUUCAGCUAGUGGUCACGACCAUCUCGCGACAAGGCACUCGGACGCGUCUUCUCAUCGUCGACCACGCUGAAAUGGGCCAGCUGACCGCAGUACCUCGUCUGAGGGAUCCCAUCUACCUUAAAUCCUCAUGCGGCUCCGCCAUCGUAGAGAUUUCGCACGUCACUCGUGCACUGCGAUUAAUGUCAUCCACAUGA
This is a messenger RNA of Sparassis crispa, 282 nucleotides long. RefSeq lists its product as hypothetical. The coding region runs from base 1 to 282 and encodes 93 amino acids. NCBI's taxonomy places the organism in Eukaryota, Fungi, Basidiomycota, Agaricomycetes, Polyporales, Sparassidaceae. The record is from RefSeq and is a predicted model, not a curated record. The transcript is spliced from 2 exons.